Molecule: messenger RNA, 4795 nt
Organism: Diceros bicornis minor
Lineage: Eukaryota; Metazoa; Chordata; Mammalia; Perissodactyla; Rhinocerotidae
Gene: MED17
Product: mediator complex subunit 17
Exons: 12
Coding region: 169-2142 (657 amino acids)
Biological process (GO): regulation of transcription by RNA polymerase II
Cellular component (GO): mediator complex; core mediator complex
Molecular function (GO): transcription coregulator activity
Source: RefSeq, a predicted model, not a curated record
GUGGGUGUAUCUCCUGCAGUGCAUUCUGGGAAAGUCACUGCGGCCUCCGCUUUGUUUCCGGCCCAAGUGCCCGGCAGGUUUCCCGAGGGUUGUCAGCGGCACCUUUACUGCCUCUUUCGGUUUUCGGGUCGGGCGGGGGUCCUACCGUCGCUCGCCGACGCCGCCGGCAUGUCUGGGGUGCGCGCUGUGCGGAUCAGCAUCGAGUCGGCCUGCGAGAAGCAGGUCCAGGAGGUGGGCCUGGAUGGCACGGAGACGUACCUGCAACCCCUGUCCAUGUCGCAGAAUCUGGCGCGUCUGGCCCAGCGGAUCGACUUCAGCCAGGGCUCGGGCUCCGAGGAGGAGGAGGCGGCGGGGGCCGAGGGCGACGCGCAGGACUGGGCGGGCGCCGGGUCCAGCGCGGACCAGGACGACGAGGAAGGUUUGGUAAAGUUUCAGCCUUCCCUUUGGCCUUGGGACUCAGUGAGGAACAAUUUGAGAAGUGCCCUGACAGAGAUGUGCGUUCUCUAUGAUGUUCUCAGUAUUGUUAGGGAUAAAAAGUUUAUGACUCUUGAUCCCGUCUCUCAGGAUGCACUUCCUCCAAAACAGAAUCCUCAGACGCUGCAGCUGAUCUCUAAGAAGAAGUCACUUGCUGGAGCAGCACAGAUCCUGUUGAAGGGGGCGGAAAGACUGACUAAAUCCGUGACUGAAAACCAAGAAAAUAAGCUACAGAGAGACUUCAACUCUGAGCUUCUGAGAUUAAGGCAACACUGGAAACUCAGGAAAGUUGGAGAUAAAAUUCUUGGAGAUCUCAGCUACAGAAGUGCAGGAUCUCUUUUUCCCCAUCAUGGUACAUUUGAAGUAAUAAAGAAUACAGAUAUUGAUCUGGAUAAGAAGAUACCUGAAGAUUACUGUCCCCUGGAUGUUCAAAUUCCUAGUGAUUUAGAAGGAUCUGCAUAUAUCAAGGUUUCAAUUCAAAAACAGGCUCCAGACAUAGGUGAUCUCGGCACAGUUAACCUCUUCAAACGACCUUUGCCCAAAUCUAAACCAGGUUCCCCACAUUGGCAGACAAAAUUAGAAGCAGCACAAAACGUGCUCUUGUGUAAAGAAAUUUUUGCGCAGCUCUCUCGGGAAGCUGUUCAAAUUAAAUCACAGAUCCCUCACAUUGUGGUGAAAAACCAGAUUAUCUCUCAGCCCUUUCCAAGCUUGCAGUUAUCUAUUUCUUUGUGCCAUUCUUCACAUGAUAAGAAAUCCCAGAAAUCUGCUAGUGAGAAGCAAAGUCCAGAGGACCAUCUUUAUGUCCUAGAGCAUAAUUUGCAUCUACUAAUGAGAGAGUUUCAUAAACAGACCUUGAGUUCCAUCACGAUGCCUCAUCCAGCAAGUGCACCUUUUGGCCACAAGAGAAUGAGACUUUCGGGUCCUCAAGCUUUUGAUAAAAAUGAAAUUAAUUCAUUACAGUCCAGUGAAGGGCUUCUGGAAAAAAUAAUUAAACAGGCAAAACAUAUUUUUCUGAGGAGUAGAACUGCUGCCACCAUUGACAGCUUAGCAAGUCGCAUUGAGGAUCCGCAGAUACAAGCUCAUUGGUCGAAUAUUAAUGAUGUUUAUGAGUCUAGUGUGAAAGUUUUAAUCACAUCACAAGGUUAUGAACAAAUAUGCAAGUCCAUUCAGCUGCAGUUGAACAUUGGGGUUGAGCAGAUCCGAGUUGUACACAGAGAUGGAAGAGUGAUCACACUGUCCCAUCAGGAGCAGGAGCUGCAGGAUUUCCUUCUGUCUCAGUUUCCUUUUCUUUCACAGAUGUCACAGCAUCAGGUGCAUGCAGUUCAGCAGCUAGCCAAGGUUAUGGGCUGGCAAGUGCUGAGCUUCAGUAAUCAUGUGGGACUUGGGCCCAUAGAGAGCAUUGGCAAUGCCUCUGCCAUAACUGUGGCCUCCCCGAAUGGUGACUAUGCCAUUUCAGUUCGUAAUGGCCCUGAAAGUGGCAGCAAGAUUAUGGUUCAGUUUCCCCGUAACCAGUGUAAAGACCUUCCAAAAAGUGAUGUUUUACAAGAUAGCAAAUGGAGUCAUCUUCGUGGACCAUUCAGAGAAGUUCAGUGGAAUAAAAUGGAAGGUCGAAACUUUGUUUAUAAAAUGGAGCUGCUUAUGUCUGCACUUAGCCCUUGUCUACUAUGAUUUUUUCCAGAACAGUUUUCAGAUUAUUUUUUCCAGUGAGGUUUCCAGAAACUUGGACAUGAGAUGUUUGCAGAUCAACUAUAAGCAGAAGGAAGAGAAAUCUUCCAAAGGAGUAUUGUUUUAAAAAAGUAAUAACGAGCAAGUGUUUACCAAGCAUUUUGAAACCUUUCACUUUAUAAGUGACAAGUGCUUUGAAAUGCAGAAGUUUAUGUACAGUUAUAGAGUAUACAGUAUGGAAAGAUGUAAAAUAAUACAUUUUUUUAUGCAGUUAACUUGAAAUGUUACUUAUGGGUUUGAACUUAGUUUUUAAAAUAUUCCUUUGAUGUUGACAUCAAAUAAAGCAUAUGGUUAAAAAUCCCAGACGCUUUCUGAACUCUUAACAACCUAAAUGAAUUGUGUCUUUACUUAACUCGUCUUAUUCCACUAUUUGUUAAAAAGAUUGCUUAAGAAUAUUUAAAUACUCGUAUGACCCAGCUUUCAUCCAGGAAUUCACUCACAUGGGGAGAAGCAGAUCCUUCCCUGAAGCGUAACCAAGUACCUGCCAACAUAAGGAGCCUCUCCUCCCCUCCGCACCAGAGCUGUUAAAGCAUGCUCUUGUGUUAAUGAAGUACACCCCCUCCAGCUGUCUUCUUGAUGCAUGCCUGGGUCUAACCUAAACAGGUACAUUGAGAACUUCCUCAGAAAGUACCAGCUGAAUGUGUGGAAGGCAACAGAUUGUUAUCUUUAGGGCUUCCUCAGUCCCUUUUGGGGACCCAUUUGAAUGAUCUCACUCUGCUUGCAACACUUAGUGUCUCGCCCUGCCCUGGGAUUCUCUGGCUUCCGCCCAGGGACCCGGGAUUGCUUCUUCCAGUUAAAGACUUGUCCUGUUUUAUUCCACUAGCUCUCUGCUUUCUCACGGGGAAGAUACUAAUGGGUUAAUGGAUUACAUUUUGCAAAUAACAUGUUUGAACUUCUUGGAAAUAGUGCCCCAAUCCUAAAAUGUGCCUGAGGCGGCCCGGGUUGGGAUCCCGGUGGGCGGGCACCGACACACCACUUCUCCGGCCACGCUGAGGCCGCGUCCCACCUACAGCAACCAGAAGGAUGUGCAACUACGACAUACAACUAUCUACUGGGGCUUUGGGGGGCAAAAAAAAAAAAGGAGGAGGAUUGGCAAUAGAAGUUAGCUCAGAGCCCGUCUUCCUCAGCAAAAAGAGGAUUGGCACGGAUGUUAGCUCAGGGUUGAUCUCCCUCACAAAAAAAAAAGUGAGGAACUUCCCUUAAUAAGAGACUUAGGCUUAUAGGACCUUUUGGUACCAAUAUCGAUAAUAUAUAGGUAAUGGUUUCCUUAUGAGUAAGGCUUUCAAUUUUUAAAAGAUACCCUUCUUAUAAGGUGACUAUGAAGUAACUUUUAAAAAGUCUUUUGUGUUUCUCCACCUUUUUUCUCUUCAAAGAAAAAUGGAACUUGUAGGCUAUAAAGUACCAUAACACCUUCGGGUUUGUGUUUGCUUUUUUUCCCUUCUGAUCGAAGUUCUGCGUCUUUCUAUCCAUGAGAAUUAAAAGAAUUGGUAUGAAUCUGCAAUUAAUUAUUUAAAAGUCAUUAGUACCUCGUAAGUUUUGGUGGCCCACAAAAGUUGCCUUAGCAAAUUUUACUAAGCUGAUCUGUACAGUUCUACUCACAUACGGAGUCUCUUAUGUGACUUUGCAGGCCCACGCUGUAGUACAGUGAAUCUCAGACUUUUGCCAAAGGACUAGUUUUUGUUUUUUUUAAUUUCCAUUUGUUGCAGAUUGAUACUUCUUUGAUAAAAUAUAAUAAAAAUGAAUUACUAGAAAAAUUAAAUUUAAAAAACAUACAAAAGCCCCCCCUUUAAGUGGCUGUCAAAUAUAAACAUUUCUGAAUGCUUUAUUUUCUGUUUCUAUGAUUAUCUUGUCAUAAACCAGUAACAGGACCACGUCUGAGUAGAACAGAUGAGAAUACAUGCACAGAUAUUACCACCUGUUCUUCUAAACGUCAUCUGAGUAGACUGUAAUAACUGAAGACUGACAUGAUCUUCAUAUGCCUGCCUUUCCCCAUUUUAAGUCGCUGUGUAGUGAAUAGCCAUUACCCACUGAAAGAAUAGUGGAAACUAAAGUAAAUGUGGGGAGAAAUGGCAGCUCAGUUGCUGUGCAGCAAAUCUUGUGCCUUGUGUGUGUUUACAUUUUCCAGCUUAAUGUUUCAACCUGAAUCACCUGGAGUUGGAAGGAUGUGCUGUGAACUUGGGAGACAGGCUGGUGAAAACGAGUUAGUCCCUCACCAAGCAAACAGGUUGGUAAAAGCUGUGUUGGAAUGUUGGCUCCCCUACUGCUUAGCUGUAUCAGCUUGGCAAGGUCACCCUCUCUGACCUGUUUCCUGAUGUAUCAAAUGGGGACAAGGAUGCCUCUGCUAACCUCAGUGGUGAUUCAAAGCUUUCAAUGUGGUUGAUAAUGGAUAUUAAAUUCUAAAGUGCUAUGCAAAUAUAAAGCAUUAAGUAACUGUUUUAUAAAAGUCAAGCCAAUUAGAAGUUGGAAAAAUAGUUAAGACACCAGCUUUAUUUUUAUUUAUCACUAGGAGAAAGCGUUUCAGAAAGUCCUGCGAUGUUCAAAUUUACAGAUGGUAAAGACAAUAAGUGCGUUAGUGAGUAGGAAGAUUUUAGUUUGU